Molecule: messenger RNA, 5311 nt
Organism: Drosophila montana
Lineage: Eukaryota; Metazoa; Arthropoda; Insecta; Diptera; Drosophilidae
Gene: Hcf
Product: Host cell factor
Exons: 13
Coding region: 246-5039 (1597 amino acids)
Biological process (GO): chromatin remodeling; regulation of DNA-templated transcription
Cellular component (GO): histone methyltransferase complex
Molecular function (GO): protein binding; transcription coactivator activity
Source: RefSeq, a predicted model, not a curated record
AUGUGUCGCUGUCGUUUUCUUCGGCUUUUUUUUGCACAUUGUGUAUUGAUUUUGUUGCAUUUAAUUCAUUGAUUUUACUAAAAUUUACAACCCAUAACAGUUAAUUAUUUGAUUUUACAAGAAAAGAUGCAUUCAUGUAUUGAUUGACUCGGCUAGAUUGCUUAAUGUCAACAAAUAUAUUGAAGCAAACUUCGCAGAUUCAGUCGAUAUUCACAUAUAAGUGGUAUAAAAUAUAGCUCUGUGAUAUGGAAAGUACAGAGUUUACUGGAUCAAAAAAUUCCUUGGGAGUUGCAGUAGCCGACGAGCUCAACUCUGAACAGAUUGUACGCUCUGACAACCAAAUUUCUGGGGUCAACUGUUUGGCACGCAUCGAUAUGGACUUAGACGCAUAUCAAACGGAGAGCAUACAUCAUAACUUGACAAACAAUCAGUCAGGGUUUCGUUGGAAACGCGUCCUUAACCCAACCGGUCCCCAACCGCGACCGCGACAUGGCCACCGUGCAAUAAAUAUAAAGGAACUUAUGGUAGUUUUUGGUGGUGGUAAUGAAGGAAUUGUGGACGAGCUGCACGUUUAUAAUACAGUUACUAAUCAAUGGUAUGUGCCGGUGCUGAAAGGUGAUGUGCCAAACGGAUGUGCAGCUUAUGGGUUUGUCGUGGAAGGAACACGCAUGUUUGUUUUUGGCGGCAUGAUUGAAUAUGGGAAAUAUUCAAAUGAGCUCUACGAACUUCAGGCAACCAAGUGGGAGUGGAGAAAAAUGUAUCCGGAGUCACCAGAUAAUGGCUUGUCACCAUGUCCCCGCUUAGGUCACAGCUUUACAAUGGUGGGGGACAAAAUAUUUCUCUUUGGCGGAUUGGCAAAUGAAUCGGAUGACCCAAAAAAUAAUAUUCCAAAAUAUCUGAAUGAUUUGUAUAUAUUGGAUACUCGUGGGGUACACAGUCACAACGGAAAAUGGAUAAUUCCUAAGACAUUUGGAGAUAGCCCUCCACCACGCGAGUCUCACACUGGAAUAUCCUUUACAAGUAAAGAUACUGGCAAGUUAAGCUUGCUGGUAUACGGAGGAAUGAGUGGCUGUCGUUUGGGCGACUUAUGGUUACUUGACACUGAUUCCAUGACAUGGGAAAAACCACGUACUAGAGGCCAAGCUCCACUUCCGCGUUCAUUACAUAGCUCGACAAUGAUUGCAAACAAGAUGUAUGUUUUUGGCGGAUGGGUGCCAUUGGUGAUUAAUGACUCAAAAGCGACCACUGAGCGGGAAUGGAAAUGCACAAACACACUGGCCGUUCUCGAUUUAGAUACAAUGAUUUGGGAGAAUGUCACGUUGGACACCGUUGAGGAAAAUGUACCAAGGGCACGAGCCGGUCACUGCGCCGUUGGCAUUCAAAGUCGUCUGUACGUAUGGUCCGGCCGAGACGGUUACCGCAAAGCUUGGAACAACCAGGUUAGGGUCUGUUGUAAGGAUUUAUGGUACCUGGAGGUGACGAAACCACUCUAUGCAGUUAAAGUAGCACUAGUGCGUGCAUCCACGCAUGCGCUGGAACUUUCUUGGACGGCUACAACCUUUGCCGCUGCCUAUGUGCUUCAAAUUCAGAAGAUUGACCAAGCGCCAGCGAUAGGCAGCACAAAGCAGAGCCAUAGUCAGAGUCAGACUCUCAUUCAACAACCCACGACCACCGCCAAUGGAUCCGAAAGUACGCCUUUAGUUGCGUCUGCUGCAUUAAAAUUCGAAAAAAACCCAAUUUCAGUGUUGCAUCUCACUGGAGCCAAGAGUCCAUCAGUGGGUACUGGGCAGCCUAUUACGGCUUUAGUCAAGUCAUCCGUUGGACAACCUCAGGCUUUGGGCAGCGCUGUUUUCGUAGCCCAGACGCAGUCGCAAACGCAAAGUAGCCCCGUUCAAGUCAAGGCUGCUGGCUCAUUAACAGUGUCUGUUUCCUCGGAAACAACCCCCACAAUGUCAACGACAGCUAGCGUGCAGCCACAACUAUCGAUUAUUAGCAGCACUGCAUCAAGCAUCAACUCGGUAAAUAGCGGCAGCGCCAUUAUUCAAAAAUUUCGACCCAGUUCGUCCAUUUCUAAGACGUCGUUGGCUGCAACCUUAUCAUCUGCAACGACUUCUGCCACUGCUUCUCAAAUAAACGAGGGUAACAUUUGUGGUCAAAAUGUUGCUGUUCGUGUAGCAAAUACUGCAGCGACCAGUGGAUUAGUCCUCACCUCCCAGACAUCGACAGGAGCGUUGCGCAUUCUUCCUGGUGUGUCGACCAGUACUGGCGUGCCCGCUGGCCAAACACUACGCCUAGCCACAACAUAUAGCAAUACUGCAAGUGGCUCAACCACCACAACAAUACUAAAAGCGUCCCAGCCCAGUGCCACCGUGCAGCUGUCAAGCGGCGGAUCGCAGACAAGCUCCCCGGCAGCAACGGUUACUACGUCCCUUGGCGGCAAGCAGUAUUUCAUACAAAAACCACUUAACCUGGCUUCAAAUGUACAGCUGCAGUUUGUUAAAACAAGCAGUGGUGGUAUGACGGUGCAGACGUUACCUAAAGUCAACUUUAAUAUUGCAAAGAGUGCUACCCAGGGCCAGGCCAUCUCCAUUUGUAAUCAACAGCUGACCCCCGGUUCUACACAAAUUCAGAUUACGUCUGGCAGUAGUGUCCAGUCAAAGACAGUAAUGGCUACUGGUCAAAAUUUAAUGUCGACAUCUACUGGAGCGACUGGCUCACAUCAGCAAUCGCCGCUGCAGCAGCACCAGCAAAAACCAAUAGUUUCUGGCAAUGUUUUAAAGCUAGUAUCACCUCAUACAGUAUCUGGCGGCAAGUUGAUCAUGAAGAAUUCGAACAUUCUGCAGAUGGGCAAAGGGGGAAAGCCAGCUUUCGUCAUAACCAACAAGCACGGCACUCAGAUAGGCAACCAGCAAAUCAUUAUUGUUACCACCGGUGCCAGCUUGCGAACAGUGCCGGCUAGUUCUGUGGUGAGCAGUGCUGGUAGUUCGACAGGCGGUACAAGCAUAGUGAGCAUUGUUGGUUCGACAGGGACAACGGCUACGCCCAUUGCCGUUGGCGGACAGCGUGCAGUAAUAUCCAAUCAUAGUAACGUUAAGAUGGUUCGCAACAUACCGGGUGCCCCUGGUGCUGCUGGGCGACCCAUCACUCUGACCUUGCCACAAACAUCGUCGUCCGCACAUAUGUCUGGUAGCUCAAGUCAUGUAACGUCCCAGAAACUCACCGCCACGUCACUGCCGCAGAAAACUGCCGUGUAUAUUGGUGGCAAGCCAGUUACAGUAAUGAGUGCAAGUUCCGGCAUUGGCUCACCAGCUUCCAGUUCCACAAAUAAGUUGGUAAUGUUGCCAGGCGCAACGGCUGCGAGAAAGGGCUUUGUUAACAUUUUUAACACUGGUGGUGCAAGUGGUCCUGGAGGCGGCCAACGCACAUUGACAUUGGCUACCAGAAGUGCGCCAGUAAAGGCAGCGGCCGUGCAGCUAAAGGAGAAGGACAACAGUGCUGUUGAGUCAGCGGUUACAAUUGCCACGAUAGCUGAUUCAGCUUGCACCGACACCGAUCCUAUCGAUGAUAUUAUUGAGCAACUAGACGGUGCGGACGACUUACUAAAGCCGCUUACAAAUGAAGCCCGAGAACCUGAAGAUAUUGAUGAUGAUAAUGCCGCCGCAACUUCAACAUCAACACCGACAUUAGUUCAGUCGGCAACGCCUACCACUGGACCGUUAACCAUAAUGUCUGAUGCACAGGACACAGUGACAGAAAUUAAAAUUCCAGAGACUGUUGACGAUAUUUCCGGUGUUAGUAGUACUACGGAUGUGCAGAAAACAUCGAAUGCAACUAGAGAUAGAAAUGCCGUAAUUGGAGCACGCGCAGCCGACAAUAUCGACUCGAAUUCGGGUUUCCCUGCAGCCGUUACAACCACUGCAACGGACUGCAAUCAGCCAACGGCAUCUGAGACUGAGGCUGCAAAUAUAUUAACUACUAUUAAAUCAGGUGAGGCCUUGGGCAGUAGCGGUAGUAUUUACAAAGAUACUGCGAUAUCAACUACAAGCGAAUCCGACUUAGACCAAAACCCUUUAUCGAUUCCCGUUCUCCGGCAGCAUCAUCACCAAAACGUAGACGGCUCUCAUUUGGAGGCCCUUGCUUCUGCAGCUGUAAUGCAAGCGGCCACCGCUUCAGCCGAUUCAAGUCAGGCAGCCAGGAGCCUACUUGAUAACUCGUCAGCCGCCCAUCUCAGCAGUAUAAGCUACAAAUCCACUGAACAACAAAAAAACAGCAAUGACAACAAUGUCCCUGUCACCGUUCCUAAUACAAUUGACGACAAUGAUAAGUGGCAUACGGUGGGCAUAUUCAAGGAACUGUCACAUACUGUAACUAGCUAUAUUGAUUAUAAGUACUUUAACGAGGCUCAGCUAGAAAAUUUUGACGCCGAUAAUCUGCCAGACUUAGCUCAAUAUCCGCGCAUCAGUUUGGAUCCAGGAACCGCCUAUCGUUUUCGUCUAGCUGCCCUUAAUACAUGUGGUCGUGGCGAAUGGGGGGAGAUCUCGAGCUUUAAGACCUGCCUACCUGGUUUCCCUGGCGCACCGUCGGCCAUCAAGAUAUCCAAGGAUGUUAAAGAGGGUGCACACUUAACUUGGGAACCUCCUCCAGCGCAAAAGACAAAGGAAAUAGUUGAGUACUCGGUUUACCUUGCCGUAAAGCCCACUACGAAAGACAAGGUGGCAUCACCACAGUUGGCUUUUGUUCGCGUUUAUGUUGGGGCGGCAAACCAAUGUACAGUACCCAAUGCAUCGCUUUCUAACGCACAUGUUGACUGCUCCAAUAAACCGGCUAUUAUCUUCCGAAUCGCUGCGCGCAAUCAGAAGGGAUAUGGCCCAGCGACGCAAGUCAGAUGGCUACAAGAUCCGACUACAACCAAGCUGCAAGGUGCCGCAAAUACGACUAGCUUAAAGCGUACCCAGGAAAAGACUGCCGCAUCUCCUGCAAGCAGCUACAGCUCACCGCAAAAACGUGCACGCAGCACUGGUCUGCAGGGCAUGGAAUGAUUAUCAUCUACAUUUCAAAGCUAAUUCGAAAAUAAAUUGUACAGUGUCCUCAGUAGUAACAGGAUCCAGUUGGAAAUGCUGUUAAAAAGGCUUCCAUUAGAAAAGGAUUCUCACCACCGUCAAUAAUAGACAAGAAAGGGCGUGGUAAGACGUAUUAGUUUAAAAUUAUUAUAUGCCUGCAUGCUAUAUACACAUGUUGUUUUAAGUCCGAAAGUCGAAAGUAACACACCAAUUGAUCCAUAUUGUGAAUAAACAUGAAUUCUAAACCAUAA